AUGACUGAAAAUAUUAUCUGCCUAGCUAUUGGGAAUUUUGACAAUAAAUCAAUCACAGCUGAGCUUAUCCCAAAUACCACUCUAAAGCCAUAUAUAAGAAAAGAAAUAUUCGCCCUUCUCUCAGAAAAACCAGCUGCAGAAUGGCUUAUAUCAACAGAUUCACAAUUCGGACUAUGAAGUAUGAUCGCAAAUAAUAACGUCUGCUAUAUGUUUUUAGGCCCAAAAAACUAUCCUUCAUGUAUAGUAAAUUCUUUACUUUUUGAUAUAAAAACAGCAUUAAAAGAUACCCAACAAUCAGAACAAGAAAUUUUGGAAAGUAUGUCAAAAAAGUACCAAAAUGGACAAGGGAAAAUUAAAAAUUUAUCAGAGAACAUAAAAAAAGUGCAAGAAUUAGCAUAUGUGGGAAUCAAAAAAGUUAUGGAAAAUACAGAAAUUGCAGAAGAUCUUUCAGAAAAAACUGAUGAAUUGGCAAGCACAAGCUUUUUGAUGAACCAAGAAGCAAAAAGACUUGAGCGGCAGAUGUAUUGGAGAAAAAUUAAACUGAAAUUCAUCAUUGGGAUUGCUAUUUUAUCAGUUCUGCUAUAUGUAGUAAUUCCUUUAUUUUCCAAUGAUAAUUAA
Molecule: messenger RNA, 618 nt
Organism: Blepharisma stoltei
Lineage: Eukaryota; Ciliophora; Heterotrichea; Heterotrichida; Blepharismidae
Source: the annotation of a GenBank genome assembly